UAAAGUCACAUUAUCAACCGAUUUUAUUUGGUCGAAUUUUAUGAUUCUAAAUUUUCGAUGUUUUUUUUUGCAGGUUGUUUGAUCGUCCUUCACAGUUGCAAUUGAAUUCUGGUUUCGUGAAACCCUAAUUGAUUCGUUUCGGAUGAAGGAAUUAGACCUCUCCGAUGGAAGACAUAAAAGCACGUCUCCUUCCAGCAAAACCGUCACCUGUUCUAAACCCUCGAGAUGCAUCUUACAGAGCAUCUCCAUUUGCGCGCCAGCCUUUUCAAGGAGUUGAUGUUUUAGGCCUAAAAAAGCGUGGCCAAGGUCUUCGAUCAUGGAUCCGUGUUGAUGCCGCAACUGGGGAUUCCCAAGUUAUUGAGGUUGACAAGUUCACAAUGAUGCGGCGUUGUGAUCUUCCUGCACGUGAUCUUCGCCUACUCGAUCCUUUAUUUGUCUACCCUUCAACAAUUCUUGGCAGAGAGAAGGCGAUAGUUGUAAAUUUGGAACAGAUUCGGUGUAUUAUAACAUCUGAUGAAGUUUUGCUUCUAAAUUCACUUGAUAGUUAUGUAUUACAGUAUGUGGUGGAACUUCAACGACGGUUGAAAGCUGGAGGAGCUGAUGAUGUUUGGCAGUCAGAAAGCUCUGACUUCAACAGACGGAGAGGAGGUAGGACUUUCCGGGAUAUGUUUGGGGGUACGUCAGCUGAUUACUUGCCGUUUGAGUUCAAGGCUUUAGAAGUUGCUCUUGAGGCUGCUUGUACAUUUUUGGACACACAGGCAUCAGAAUUAGAAAUCGAAGCGUAUCCAUUGCUAGAUGAACUUACAUCAAAGAUCAGUACUGCAAACUUGGAGCGUGUUCGUAGACUGAAAAGCAGACUCGUUGCAUUGACUCGGAGGGUUCAGAAGGUAAGAGAUGAGAUAGAGCAACUCAUGGAUGAUGAUGGAGAUAUGGCUGAAAUGUAUCUAACAGAGAAAAAAAGGCGAAUGGACUCAUUAUUCUAUGGUGAACAAUCUAUACCGGGAUACCGAUCUGUUGAUGGUGGGCUUUCUAUUUCCGCUCCAGUUUCUCCGGUUUCUUCACCUCCCGAUUGUCGAAGGCUCGAAAAAAAUUUGAGCCUUGCAAGGAGCAGACACGAUAGCGCGAGGAGUUCAGAGAGUGCUACAGAACACAUCGAUGAGCUCGAGAUGUUGCUGGAGGCGUACUUUGUUGUCACUGAUAGCACUCUUAAUAAGCUUACAUCGUUGAAGGAAUACAUUGAUGAUACUGAAGAUUUCAUCAACAUUCAACUGGAUAACGUUCGGAACCAGCUUAUACAGUUUGAGUUGCUACUGACGACUGGGACAUUUGUCGUCGCCAUAUUCGGGGUGGUGGCGGGGAUAUUCGGGAUGAAUUUCCAGAUAACGUUGUUUGAUUCGCCAUCGGCAUUCAAAUGGGUAUUGAUAAUUACUGGGGUUUCUGGAGCCAUUUUGUUUGGGUCAUUUUUGUGGUUUUUCAAGCACAGAAGAUUGAUGCCAUUGUAGAUUGGGGCAAAUUCAGAUGGAAGUAUGAUGAGCAUUGGAAAGCAAAAGAGUUCUCAAAGUGUGAAUUUUGAUUCUUUCUUAUCAAGUGUUACUCUAAUUAUUGAUGCAAAAGAAUACUAUGAAGAUUAUUUUGAUUUAUGGGUUAAAUGCACCCUUAUAUUUAUACAAUAUUAUAAAGCAUUUGACAAAAACUUUUAA
This is a messenger RNA of Cynara cardunculus var. scolymus (artichoke), 1700 nucleotides long. Its product is annotated as magnesium transporter MRS2-1-like. The record is from RefSeq and is a predicted model, not a curated record. The transcript is spliced from 6 exons. Gene Ontology annotation, cellular component: membrane. Gene Ontology annotation, molecular function: magnesium ion transmembrane transporter activity. NCBI's taxonomy places the organism in Eukaryota, Viridiplantae, Streptophyta, Magnoliopsida, Asterales, Asteraceae. Gene Ontology annotation, biological process: magnesium ion transport; transmembrane transport. The coding region runs from base 165 to 1502 and encodes 445 amino acids.